CAACGAAGAAUCGGGAGAAGGUACUUGAGCAAAUAUACAAGCGGCGCCGGAAUUGCUUGGUUUGCAAUUUCAACAGAAAUUUAGGGCACAUGAUGUAUCUAGAAAUUGUCACGUCAUAGUGAUGAUCUCGAAAGGGGCCGAGACGCUUUAAAGCCGUGCAAGAACAAUCAAGAAAGUGGAACAACAAAAAGAGGUUCGGGAAGUAUGGAAGAUCAGCGUAUGACCUGGCUGCCGGCACGCGUACAUGCUACGUUGCACGCUAAAGUGUUUUCCAGCACACACAGCCGCCGCACAUAGACUAAUGAGUUGAGAAGAAAGACCGAGCAUUGACCACAUCAAACCAAACCUUCUUCCUCACAACCAAGACAACUUCGGCAAACAUGAUGAUACGGCACAUUCAGACGGCAUUGCUUUGCUUGUUGGCAUUACUUUGCACAUUCGCAUUCGGAUCACAGAUUGCACUUUCAGGUGCAAAGCUAUCCAUUUCAACCAUUGAUGGUUCAGCACGGAUCUCUCAAGGAUUCGAUUUAAAAACAUCCCCCAGAGUUCCAUCGCCUCUUCCAAUCGAGUCAGAUGAAGUUUUACGAUUGGCUUUCACAUUACAAGGAACAGAUGGUGAAAAGCUGCCGGCCAGUCAACAACCACAUCAAAUCGUCGUCAGUCUAACUGAUGCAGAAAAUGAAGAGAUUGCAUAUACUAGCAUCGUUACCGUCAAACGCAGUUCUGGAAAAGCAACAUGGAAUCAAAGAUUCAAUCGUCUUCCUGCCAUAUUGACACAAUCAAAGAGUGGCUUAUUGAAAGCUUCCCUUUUGAUCGGUUCAUUUGACCAUUCUACCGCACCUGUUCGUUUACCAUUGGCAACGAUCAAACUUCCAUCUUCGCUAUUGCAAGAUUCCGCUCCCCUUACGCCACGUCAACGCAAAGAAGCACAACAAGGAUUCGGUCGUCAUGCAGAUCAUUUCCAUACAUUUGCAACACCUGCCGCUGAUCAAAUGCCUGCAAAGAGUAUUACAACAUUGGCAGCUCUUUUGACUUUGGUCGUGCCUUGGGCCAUCUUUUUCGUUUUGUACAAGCAAAUCGCUCCUUCUCUCAACAUUCAAACACCUUCUCCACGCGCUUCUCCGUUCGUUGUCUCUUUGGUUGCUUUGGAACUUUUGGCUUUCAUCUACUGGCAAGGAUUUGGAUUGACUUUGUUCAAAUUGAUUCCAUGGCUAUUGGCUUUUUCCACGUUGACCCUGUUCACGGGAAGAAAUGCAUUGCAGGAGAUGCGAAAGGUCAGAUUGGGAAAGACGGCAUAAUUAGACGUAUUCGUAAUAAAUGCUCAUCUUUCUAGUAUUGAAAGAGAUUUAAAAAAUGUACGAUGGUA
This is a messenger RNA of Meira miltonrushii, 1366 nucleotides long. RefSeq lists its product as uncharacterized. NCBI's taxonomy places the organism in Eukaryota, Fungi, Basidiomycota, Exobasidiomycetes, Exobasidiales, Brachybasidiaceae. The coding region runs from base 381 to 1298 and encodes 305 amino acids. Gene Ontology annotation, biological process: protein N-linked glycosylation. The transcript has a single exon. Gene Ontology annotation, cellular component: membrane; oligosaccharyltransferase complex. The record is from RefSeq and is a predicted model, not a curated record.